AUGCUACACUUGGCAAUAAACAGCACGGCCAUUUUUACCUCGACUCCAGAAGGAGAUAUCUGGGACACCAUCCCCCAACACACCGCGUUAAGAAUAGUUGGCUGCGUCCUGAUGACCCUGACGGUAGUGUUAAUCCUGGCCUUCAACCCAAUAAGUCUGGUGGUCCUCCAUCAAGUCACUAGCAUUCGGCUGACGACCAAGCUGUUCAUGGCUUCACUGACCAUCGCCGAUCUAGGGAACGGGCUGUUCUGGGCACUGCCCCAACUCACCGAGAACAUCGCUGGCGCCUGGGUCCUCGGGGACGGUAUGUGCAAGCUGUUUGGGAUCGGAUACCGGACCUUUGUAUCCUUGAGUGUGUUCUCCCUUGUCAUGAUGAACGUGGACCGCUACAUCGCUAUCGUGUACUCGCUGCGAUACUUCAGAAUCGUCACUGUCGGGCGGGCCAAGGCGGUCAUCGGCGUCACCUGGGUACUGAGCUUCGUCGGAGGCGCGGGCGCGUACGGGUUCUUGGUCUACCGCGUUGUGUCCCGCACGCCACCGCACCUGUGCCUCUGGGAGCAGGGCGGGCUGCACCAGCUGACCGUGGUGAUCGUACUCUUUACCUCGCUGCUGACCAUGCUGGGACUCUACACGCACAUCCUGGUCAUUGCGCGCCGGCAGGCGCGGCGCAUCGCCAGCGAGACCCACCAGUUGCCAGGAGCAGGCCGGCGUGACAACGGGCUGCGUCUCCGCGUCAAGUCAGCCACCACCGUCUUCCUCAUCACUGGGGCCGUCUGCUUGAGCUGGAUCCCUUACAUUGUCGUCGGCGCCGUCGAUCUCCCUGUGUCUCACGAGGUCAAGAUCUUCACGGACACCCUUCUCAUGACAAACAGUUGGUUAAAUGUUUUCAUCUACACUUUCAGAAAUAAAGACCUCAGACAGCGUUUGAACAGUAUUGCCGCGGCUUGUCGACACCAGUGUCGACGGUCAAGCAGUCAGUGA
Acanthaster planci (crown-of-thorns starfish) is the source of this 981-nucleotide messenger RNA. RefSeq names its product adenosine receptor A2a-like. Gene Ontology annotation, cellular component: membrane. Gene Ontology annotation, molecular function: G protein-coupled receptor activity. Gene Ontology annotation, biological process: G protein-coupled receptor signaling pathway. Lineage: Eukaryota; Metazoa; Echinodermata; Asteroidea; Valvatida; Acanthasteridae. The record is from RefSeq and is a predicted model, not a curated record.